GCCUUAGUUGUGCCGCGACGGCCAUGACCCAGACCAGAGCGACACGGUUUGCGCUACUAGCGCGGACAGUGUUGUAGCCGGAGACGGGGAAACCCUAGCUAGCCCUCCGGGUAGGAUAUAAGAUAGGCUUGAGGGAAUCCAACAGACCCGGCGGCAAGAAUAGAACUAGGGAGAUCUGCUAAAUCGACAAUAGAUGGCGGCGGCUCUUCGAUUUGCUGCGAGAAAGAUCUGCGGUCGCGCCCUUCAGCGACCACUGCAGCCGUAUCUUACGGCGGCCGCCGAAGCUGCCAUCAAAGAGGACAAGCGGCAGCUGUUGCGCCAUGGCGCGGCCUAUCUUCGCAGGUUCUCCAGCGAAUCGCAAAAUCUUUUCAAGAACAAGCUUGGAGCCAUGUCCGGGGCAAAUCCUGCGGCGGCUUCUCCACUAAUCAAUAAUGCACAAGCCACAUCUCCUCCACCAAUAUGGUCGCCUAGGAACAAAAUGUUCUUACCCCUUGCUGCUGUGUACGUAACGGCCUUAUGUGCAGGAAUCUCUGGAAUACUUUACUAUUGUACUCCCUCCGUCCGGAAAUACUUGUCAUCAAAAUGGAUGAAAAUGGAUGUAUCUAGAACUAAAAUACAUCUAGAUACAUCCAUUUCAAUGACAAGUAUUUUCGGACGGAGGGAGUACCCAUGAAGAGCGGGGCCCCUUUUUCGAAACCCCGAAGAAGCGGAGUGAUUAACGUUCAGAUUUGUCCUAUGCUUCGGAGAAAGCAGAAUAAUUGGGUAUAUGAUUUAGUAGUAGUUAGCUUCAUCGCCUGUUUUUUACUCUGACUGUGUUGAACAAUGGUUACGAUGAUUUAGUAGUACUUGAGCUUCUUCUGUCUGUUUUC
Molecule: messenger RNA, 869 nt
Organism: Triticum aestivum (bread wheat)
Lineage: Eukaryota; Viridiplantae; Streptophyta; Magnoliopsida; Poales; Poaceae
Exons: 3
Coding region: 194-673 (159 amino acids)
Source: RefSeq, a predicted model, not a curated record